CACGUGGUGCGCGCGGGCGGCAGGGCGGGCUGCGUGCUGUUUAGAGGCCUGGCGCCGCGGGCUCCAGUCACCACCGGGCGCCAACCGCCGCCGUUUGCCGCCCACCCGCGAUUGAUGAGAGGAAAAGCGGGAGAGGGACAACCCCAACAGCCUCCCAGCGACACGGAGAGGAGAGGGAAAUGGGGGCGGCGUGAGGGAAUGUUUUCCCGAGGCUACGUGCGCUUUCCCACCUGAGGAUGAGGGGCUUUCAAAGCCCCAGGGGUGGUGGCUGAGCCCGAGUUAACAGCCCCAUUCCUGCAGCGUUAAACCCUGGUGGCCGUGUGCUGAGAUGCCCCUCGGCGGAUGGGGGAAGUGGGAGCUGCUGGCUUAGGACGGGACCCUGGAGUCUCCCCUCUCCCGGCCAGUAUGGAGGAAGAGUCGGCUGAAGGCAGCGGUGGUGCAGGUCGCAGGGUGGGAGGCGAUGGCAUGUUCUCCCCUCCGUCAAGCCUCAAGUCUGGGGGGAUCAAAGUGUCCCUGAAGAAGUGGAGCAUAUGGGACAAGUUCUAUAAUUUGGGCACCGAAAUGAGAAUGUCCAAGAGGGGCAGGUUCAUGUUCCCGUACUGUGAAUAUUCUGUUUCGGGGCUGGAUCCCGAUCGAAACUACAUCAUGGCCAUGGAUAUCAGUCCAGUGGACACUUUCCGCUACAGAUACAAUGGGUGCAAGUGGCAGAUCAACGGCAAAGCCACGGCGCAUGUGAUCGGCAGGCUUUACUUCCAUCCCAACGGCAGCGUCUGCGGCAGGGAGUGGAUGGCCAAGCCGAUGUCCUUUGCCAAACUGAGGCUCACGAACUGCCCUUCUGCGGAGGAAGGUCAUGCAAUCCUCCACUCAAUGCAUCGUUACGUCCCCCAGUUGCACAUCAUCGUCGCCGACGGGAUUGUCGACCAACAAGACUUGAACGAUCGCAGGGUUUACGCGUUUAUCUUUCAACAGACGGAGUUCUUUGCCGUGACCAAGUAUGAGAAUAAAUUUAUCAGGCAGCUGAAACACUUCUAUAAUCCAUACGGGACCGCACUGCGGGAUGUGAAGGCGUGCAAACAGGGCGGUGUAACCAACCGAAGGGCUAGAAAACAAAAUGACAAAAUCAACCCUUUCCGAGACUGUGAAGCCAAAAUCCAAGAUUCCUUGAAACGUGAAGAGUCAAUGAAGGGAUUGAAGGACAUUGUUCCUCUAGAAGAUUGUUCUGCCAAAAUAGAGGAUGCUAUAAACAAUCAAGGGCCUAGGAAAACGUUCCCAAAAAUCAUGCCGUUCGAAAACGCAGUCAAUGUAACGCAGACGUUUAGUUUCGAAGCUGGGAUAAAGCUAGAUGAGCUGAAGCCUGAUGAAUGGCUGAGCCUGAAGUAUUCGGAAAUGCUUCCCGGGGGGCAAGAUCCCCAAUCGUUACAAAGCGAGUCCCAUGGAAUUCGAGACACUGGGAUUCCGUUUGUCUCCAGGACGGGGAAAACCAACGAUCUGACCAAGAUUAAGGGCUGGAAGAACAAGUUUAAUCUGCAGUCGGGAUCCUCGGACGACAAGACCAGCCCACCACCUGCGAGUGCGAGUUGCCCUGCGGCCAUUAAGAACCGUUCGGCAUUCGUCAGUGACUUGCUGGAUGAAUAUCUGGAAAAAGAAGGGAAGAUCAUUGAGCAGCAAGGUCUGCUGCACGAGUAUGAGAACUCUGAGAUCGAACCGCCGACUCUUAAACCGGAAGGCCAGAGACAUGUUACCUUUUCCCCUGAAGCGACUAAACCGAGGAGCAGGAAAGCCUUGAACGUGGAAAUGUCUCCCGUGCUGGAGAAACACUUCAGGGUUACAAACAAAGGGAUCUUUAUCAGAGACAUCAGGGGGGCCGGAACGGGCAAGAAGGUCAGGCGACCGGGCCCAAAGAGGGGCAACUCGGUCGGGAGAAGGUCCAAAACAUCCCGUCAGCCUGGCGAGGCGUUGGGAAAGAGUGAGGAGGCCAAGCUGGGCAAUGCACAUACCACCUCCUCCCCCAAGAAGCUCUCCUCGUCACCGAGCCUUAAGAUAAUCCAGGCAGAGCCAGGACCCAGAGGUGGCAAAGGACCUGUUAUUCCCGGAAAUCAAACGGCAGCUACGUUCAAUUCAGGCUACACGAGCGCCGAGGAGGAAGAACCUCAAACGCUGAACCGCAGCGGUGGGGAUUCGGAAGCCCAGACCCCGGUCGAGGCCUCCUCCCGGCUCCAGUUACCCCCCGCGACGAACCGCUCGGCCGGCUCCAAGACCGUGGAGAUCGUGUCCUACUGCUCCUGGAGCCAGAGCCGGGUGAGGAUCAUCAAACUGAUCGCCGAACACACCAUGGCCAACCGGCUGCCCUGCACCCAGCAGCUGGGCUGUUAUAGCGUGCGGCUGGAGAGGGGGGAGGUUCUGGGGUCCGGCCCCACCCUGGCCCGCGAGGCCCCACCCAGGAGAGUGGUCCACGCCAGAGUCACCAUCAGGAACGCGGAGAGCGUGUUGGAGAAGCCCACGGUCCAGACUAUGGUGAUCGAGGCCAUGGUCGGCACCUCUGCCUUCAGGACAAAACUUAACCACUUGAUAUCAAAGGUUUCUAAGAACAGCUCGGAGCAGGUUAACAUGGAGCCGAUCCGUUCACCCAUUCAAGUCGUCAUGAAUUCAGAGAAAGCUGCUCCUUCUUCAGUCUACUCUCCCAGCGAAACCAGUUGUCCCACUAACCAGUUAAGCAGACUGAUCGCACAGGAUAGAGACAAGGUGCUUCCCACGACUCCGACCCAGCGACGAGAGCUUCCUUUACUGGUCCACACGACGGGAAGAGAAACGCCCAAGAUUCCUCCCUCCUGCAUUAGAUCGACUGCGGCCGCCACAUUCCAGAGAAUCGGCACCUCCUGCGCCUUAGUAAACAGCGAUAUCAUUCCAAGCUCCGCGAUUCCCGUUUCAUCUCAAAGCCAAGCUGACACCUCUUCCACUCCUUCUGCUCCUAAUCUGCUCGGUGACUCCAUUUCACCCGGGUUGCUUACAGGGUCAGCUGAAGUGCUGGAUCGGGAUGGACGUCGCUUCUGUGUGGCCAUCCCAAAGGCCUUGAAGCUACAGCCGGGAGACAACUUGCUGCUGCAGCCCUACACAGCUUCUGAUGGACGCCAACUGUACAAGCAUUCCAGCGGCAAGUUAUUCCAGUUAGUGUGCGCAAAGGCCCCGGAACAGACAGAACAAGCCGGUGGUCCGGACCACAUUCCAGAAACGUCGCCACUGGUCGAUGCCCACACGCCCACCAUCUCUGCUUCGACGAAUUGUGCGAAUGGGCUUCAUGCUGCCACGGGUGCUAAAACCUUCCAUACGUCCCACUCUUUCCCCGACGGUGGUUCCUCCGAACCGCCGGGCGUUGCAGAGCCCCUGUAUAAAAUCGUCACGUUAAAUCCCAAACCGUACCCGAGCCCGAGCAGCCUUCCCGCUUGGAAAUCUCCGGACGCGACUCCCAACUCCCUCGACGGGUUUCCCCACAUCACCUCCUCGCUGCAGGCCACCCGGCUUCCCAACGGGGCGGGCGAAAGCGUUCCGUUAGCCGAGCAGCGGGCAAAUCAGCAGAGCAGACAGCCCGGGACGCAGGCCCAGGUCUCCAGGUUCCCGGGGCUGCUCAAAUCCGGUCAAAGCCUCGGGAAUUGGAACCAAGAAUCCGAGAUGGAGGGCUCGCUGGUGGCAGCCAUGGCUGAGGAGCGGGGCGGAAGGACAGAGACUCGCGUUGAACGCGACCCCAGUCCCAACAAUGAGAUGAUCGCUGUCAAGAAGGACAUCUCAGAGAUCAGUGCCCACCGGCAACUUGACCCCCACGGCCCAGAAAUCUGCACCGUCACCAUCAAGGAGGAGCCUGUGGAGGAGGAGGAAGAUGCCUUCGCCUUUGGGGGCUCGGAUUUCCGCACCCGUUCGGGUUUUAACUUCAAUGUGAGACCGGGAGCGCCGAAGCCCUGGAUGUCUUGGGAAAGCUUUUAUGGGUCACAAGGUCUCAAGCUACCAUCUAAAAGGAAGGUGCGAGGGGUGAGUGAGCAAGGCAGAGCCAGGAAGAACGCGAUGUUACACAACCUGCGAGAGCGGGAAUCCCGGCGGAUGAUGGAGCACCGCUUUAAAACUCUGAAGAAAAAGCUCUUCGAUGAGCAGCAAACCGCUUCCAAGGGCGCCAUUCUGGAUGAGGCCAUCGACACCAUCAGUAACUUGGAUAAAGAGUCCAAACAACUGCUUCUGGAGAAGGAAGAGCUGUUGGGAAAACAAAAGGUCUUGUUGGAGAAGAUUUCACUGCUAUCCGAAAUCGCCUGA
This is a messenger RNA of Callorhinchus milii (elephant shark), 4296 nucleotides long. RefSeq lists its product as uncharacterized. NCBI's taxonomy places the organism in Eukaryota, Metazoa, Chordata, Chondrichthyes, Chimaeriformes, Callorhinchidae. Bases 343 to 4296 code for a protein of 1317 amino acids. Gene Ontology annotation, cellular component: nucleus. Gene Ontology annotation, molecular function: protein dimerization activity; DNA-binding transcription factor activity, RNA polymerase II-specific; RNA polymerase II cis-regulatory region sequence-specific DNA binding. The transcript is spliced from 16 exons. Gene Ontology annotation, biological process: positive regulation of DNA-templated transcription; regulation of transcription by RNA polymerase II; cell fate specification. The record is from RefSeq and is a predicted model, not a curated record.